Molecule: messenger RNA, 1645 nt
Organism: Ascoidea rubescens DSM 1968
Lineage: Eukaryota; Fungi; Ascomycota; Saccharomycetes; Ascoideales; Ascoideaceae
Exons: 1
Coding region: 180-1385 (401 amino acids)
Source: RefSeq, a predicted model, not a curated record
ACACUCUGUAGAGCAUUCUUUCCAGUGUAUAAUAGAAUAUAAAUAUUUGUAUACUUUUAUGAUAUCCUGAGGGUGUUCACUCGAAGUUGUUUUAUCGAUUUCACCAGAAAGGAUCCUUGUUUUUUUACUCUUGUUCUUCGCCUUGCGCUUAUUUUUUUUAUUUCUGCUUUGUAAUUCGUAUGAUGGAUCGCUUUUUCAACUCAAAUUCCUCUCCUUUUACAAGCAGUAACACCAACUCGAACAAAGAUAACAAUCGUUACAAUCCUUUUAAGCCCAGAGCGAGAAAGGCUUCUGAAGAGUUUUCUCUGGAUGUUAAAAAUGAAUCGAGUUCUCAUCGUAAGAAAAGGUUGAUCCAGUCUUUUAACAACUUACACAUCAACGCACCAAAACAUUCUCUACAAAACAAUAAAUUGAGUUAUUCAAGCUACAAUAAUAACUCGUUGUACAAUUAUCAAAACCACAAUGAUUCCCAGGAACAAGACAUCGAAUUAGAAAAUGACUUUCAAAUAAAACCUCAUAAUUCUAAUUCUAAUUCUAAUUCAAAUGAUGUGAUAUUCAUCGCUUCUAUCGACCAAUUUUUAAAAGAAAAUCCUGAUGAAGCUGACAAUGAAGAAUCCUUUCAAGACCAAGAGGAAUAUGAUGAAUGUGACGAUGAAUAUAAUUCAUCUAAUGCAAAUAUUCUGUUAAAUCCCAUCAAUAGCAAUCUUGAUGAAAAUGAUCAAGAUAUAUCAAAAGACUUUCCAUAUACUGGUGAUUACAACAUUAUUAACUCAAAUUACGAUUUGGGUUUUUCUGAAUCAAAUUUAUUUCCUUCCUUUUCAAGUUCUGGAGUAAAUAAAAAGAAACCGAAAAAGAAAAUCCCAAAAAACUUGAUAAUUCCAAAAAAAAUAAUAGAUCCAUUUAUAGCAAGAUUGAAUUCCAAUUCUUCAGUGAUAUCCUCAGUUAAAAAAAUACAAGCAAGUAGAAAGAAUUCUUCAUCCAAAGACACCAAUCCUAUUGAAAGUUUAAAUUUGAAAAAAUUCGAUAAUAAAAAUGAAUUUCUUUCAAUUAAUGAUUAUAAAACUGGAAAUUCAACAUUGAAAAAUGGUUCAGCAGGUGAUAUUACAAAUGGAGAAAUAUAUUAUAAUAUUUUUCUUUCCCAAAACUUUUCACUAAUAAAAUAUUAUGAUCCAACAAAAGUGGUCUUUGAAUCCCUAAAAAAAUGGUAUCUUUAUACUUAUUUCAAUAAAAACAAACAUGAUGAUUUUGACUACGAUGAUGAUAUAAUAACAGAUGAUAUGAUAGUAGAUGAUGAUUAUAAUAAUAAUAAUAAUAAUAAUAAUAAUAAUAAUAAUCAAAUUGUUGAUUUUAAUAAAGAAAGCGAUGUUGAAAUGUCUAUGGAUUAAUAGAUUUACUUUAUACAAUCGAGUUAAAAUUAAAAUCAUAAGUCAUUUAUAAAUAAAUUUCUAUAAAACUAUACAAUGCAAAUAGUAUUAAUAGAGAUACUCAAUUUAUAGAGAAGUCCUAAUUUACCAGCACUAGAAUUCAGAUCAAGAUUAAAAUAAAGUGAAGAAAAAAAUAAAAAUAAAAAUAAAAAUAAAAAUGAAAAAUGUAACAAAUGAACCACCCUAUUGAUACUAUAUACUAUUUAUAAUUCAUAAUUUAU